This is a messenger RNA of Pungitius pungitius (ninespine stickleback), 4360 nucleotides long. It is a transcript of the gene fem1c, whose product is annotated as fem-1 homolog c. NCBI's taxonomy places the organism in Eukaryota, Metazoa, Chordata, Actinopteri, Perciformes, Gasterosteidae. The coding region runs from base 819 to 2675 and encodes 618 amino acids. Gene Ontology annotation, molecular function: protein binding. The transcript has 6 exons. The record is from RefSeq and is a predicted model, not a curated record.
CCACUGCGUUGGAUUUGCUAUUUGACAGAAACGGAGUCGUGAUCAUCCGGUGGAGCCGUGGGUGGAAAGCUUUCCCUGUUUACCUUCCACUUCGCCGAGAUCAUUGUCGUGUCAGCUUACCGAGUGGCUACACCGACCGACGCUACUCGCCUUUGCGGGGGUAAAAAAAAGAAGCAUUUGUGUGAAAGAAAAACGGCUCGGACGCCGGGGAUAUCCGUGUGUUUCUGCCGAGUAAGUAACCAAACAAGCGAAGCUAACAGCAGCGGGACGUGACUGGUGGGGGUGGAUUUUCCAGUAUUUCGCCCCGGGGGGAAGUGAAUAUAAAUAACGUCUCAUGGGUGCUUUGUGGAACAAUGGCACUCGCAGUGAGCCGAUCUAACGGCGGCGAGGAGCAGACGUGUCUGCGGAUGAGCAUCGGCUGAACGUGUGACGUUAACCGCAGUUCAGCUAAGCUAGUCGGUUGAGCUAAAUCGAUCAAGUUGACUAGCCUCUCGCUAACAAGGCGACAGAUGUAUUACAGGAACAAAGGUCGUCUCAAAAGUCUGAGUUGAUAUAUUUAAAGAGUCACAAAACGGGCAGGUGAUGGCAAUUUUUUAAAAGCUUUGAAAGUGAAAUAUCACGUGUGUGUGGGGUUUUUUUUAACCGUCACGCGAGCUAACGUCAGCUGGUUCGCCGCUAGCUUGUGAGUCGCAGCUUCUUGUAAACAAAGGGUCUCGAGCUCCACCUGUUCCCGUUGACCUUUUUGUAUUCACGGACAGUGUUGCCUCUCCCCCCUUUUUAAAAAAAAACUAAACCGUGAAGCUCAAACACACUCCGCAAUGGAUUUAAAGACGGCAGUAUUUAACGCAGCCAGGGACGGGAAGCUCCGCUUGCUUCAGAAACUAUUGGAGAACAAAGAUGGACACGAGGUGACUAAGCUGACGGGCGAGAAGACGAACGGCGCCACGCCGCUCCUGAUGGCCUCCCGGUACGGCCACCUGGACCUGGUGGAGUAUUUGCUGGAGUGCUGCAGCGCUCCCGUGGAGGUUGGCGGCUCGGUGAACUUUGACGGGGAGACCAUCGAGGGGGCGCCCCCUCUCUGGGCUGCCUCGGCGGCGGGCCACCUGAAGGUGGUCCAGUCCCUGCUGGGCCACGGGGCGUCCGUAAAUAGCACCACCCUCACUAACUCGACCCCCCUGAGAGCGGCCUGCUUCGACGGCCACCUGGACAUCGUGCGAUACCUGGUGGAGCACAAAGCGGACCUGGAGGUGGCCAACAGACACGGCCACACGUGUCUCAUGAUUUCCUGCUACAAGGGCCACAAGGAGAUCGCGCAGUACCUGCUGGAGAGGGGCGCGGAUGUCAACAGGAAAAGUGUCAAAGGCAACACGGCGCUUCAUGACUGUGCCGAGUCGGGCAGUCUGGAGAUCAUGCGGAUGCUGCUGCAGUUUGGAGCGUCCAUGGAGCAGGACGGCUAUGGCAUGACCCCACUGCUGUCCGCCAGCGUCACCGGCCACACAAACAUCGUAGACGACCUCACGACGCACCAGCAGACAAGCCACAAAGCGCGCAUAGACGCACUGGAGCUCUUAGGAGCCACGUUUGUCGACAAGAAGAGGGAUCUGCUCGGAGCGUUAAAAUACUGGAAGAGAGCCAUGGACCUCAGGUACAUGGACAGCAACCACGUCGUCCAUAAAGCAGAAGCCAAGCAGCUGAUCAUGGCAUACGACUACGCCAGAGAGGUAACAAACGGCGAAGAGCUGGACGGGCUGAUAUCCGACCCAGAUGAGAUGCGCAUGCAGGCACUGCUCAUCCGGGAGAGAAUCCUGGGCCCGCAGCACCCGGACACGUCGUACUACAUCCGUUACCGGGGGGCUGUCUACGCCGACUCUGGAAACUUUGAGCGCUGUAUCAAUUUGUGGAAGUAUGCCUUGGACAUGCAGCAAAGCAACCUGGACCCCCUCAGCCCCAUGACUGCCUCCAGCCUGCUGUCGUUCGCCGAGCUCUUCUCCUUCAUGCUGCAGGACCGAGCCAAAGGGCUCCUGGGGACGUCGGUGUCAUUCGAGGACUUGAUGGGGAUUCUUACCAAAAGCGUGCUGGAGAUUGAGCGUGCAGUCACACAGAAUGGGCCGAUGCCGCCGGACCCUGCGCAGCUCAGCAAGGCCCUGUCUAUCAUCCUGCACCUCAUUUGUCUUUUGGAGAAGGUGCCCUGUACUUCGGAGCAGGAGCACUUCAAAAAGGAAACCAUCUAUAAAUUCCUGAAGCUGCAGCCGUGCGGCAAAAACGGCUACAGUCCACUGCACCUGGCGGUCGACCGCAACACCACCUGUGUGGGCCGCUAUCCCGUCUGCAAGUUCCCCUCCCUCACCGUGGCCUCCAUCCUCCUCGAGUGUGGGGCCGAUGUGAACAGCCGCGAUGAAGAUGACAACAGCCCCCUUCACAUAGCCGCAUCCAACGGUCACCCGGACAUCAUGAACCUGCUGAUAUCGUGCGGGACUCACUUUGACUGCACCAACGCCUUCCAACAGACGGCCUGCGAUAUCCUGCACGAGAAGGAGCUGUCCAGGAACAUCAUCCAGCCCAUAAACCACACCACGCUGCAGUGCCUCGCCGCCAGGGCCAUCAUCAAGCACAGCCUCGCUUACCGGGGGAACAUCCCUGAGAAACUAGAAGCCUUUGUUUUGCUCCACAGAUAAUGAGUACAGGGUGAUGGCUUUUUGAAAAGAGUGCUAGUGUGUGUGUGUGUGUGUGGGGAGGGGGGGGGGGUCACAUGGAGUGGAUUGUACAGACCAAGGAGCAAUAUAGUUAGUUUUUAAGUGUUUUGACAAGCUGAAAGACACUAUUUUUCUUGAGGGGGAGAAUGAUGAGGUUUGCACACUAUUUGGAGUUGGAACUUGAAUAUUUUCGUGAACAAAAAUAUCCUCGUUCAAAUGGAAGGACGUGCAAACUGCUGGCAGAGUGAGUGGAGCAAUGGGUUUCCGUUUGCUGCCUGAUCUGUGUGGAUGUGUUUCUGAUGCAACAUGGACAAAUGCAGUUGUGUUUGGGUUUUUUUUUUUUGUUGCAUAUUCCACGAUUCUAUUUAUUGAAUGACACUUGAGAGAUUUUUCUCCAUGCUGGCUCCACCCCAGUCUCAACUUUGCCUGCGUCUCUCUUCUCAAAGCAAGCAUCGAGGCUCUUCUACAUAUGCUGGGACUUCAGGUUAUUUUUAUUUUUUUGUGGGGGGGUUGUCCCACCACUGUUGCCAACAGUUAUGGACCCUUCCGCAGUCACCACUAGGUUUAGUUUUCUGUUUCUUUUUGUACUUUUUACAAAACAUUCAGUCAUUGUCAUGCAACUCUGGAGAUCUGCCAAGUGGCGUGGGUUCUAGACUCCUUUCUGUGGUUCCCACUUUAGUGAAACACAAAGCUUUACGAGAGGGGGGGGGUCAAUAUCUGCGAACACCAUAAGUGCUUUAUUCUUCCUAUGCACAGGCUAAGCUGUUGGAAAGAGAGACUGUUGUAUUCUGUGCCGGCACUUGUCUGUGCAAUAUCUCAUGAGUUUUUGUGUUUACCUCAUUGCUGCCGUUUCCUCCAGUACACCCCCUUACUCCACCCGGAGAGGGGUGGGGCUGCAAAAACCAUUGUACUGAUUGUUGUAAGAGUGAAUGAAUAUGACUGAUUUUUGUGUGUAAGUACCACGCAGUGUGUUUCUUGUAUGCAGUGUUUUUUUUUUGGCUGGCUGGGGGGGGGGGGGGUUGUUUGAGCUUACACAAAUUGUUGAGUACAAGAGUUCGGGCCAAGUGGCCCUCAUGGAGAUUCCAAGAUGCACAUGACUGCCACUACAAACCACAGCGGCCAAUCUCGGUGUCUCCGACCGCUGGAGAGUGCAGGCUCGUACACGGAAGUGACCUCUUGACACUCAUCCAUGGCCGACAUUCAAAUGCUGUUCUUUUUUUAAAAAACCGUGAUCAAACAGGAAAAAAAAAGGUUACCAGCAAGUGGCCCACUGUGCGUGUGCAGCAGCACAUCAACCAACCAAUCACUGCAGACCAACCUUUUGACGAGGACUUCUAGACUACAGCUAGGAUCGUUCUUCUCCUUUUGUAAUGAACGAGAGGGGGGGGGGGCGCCUCGACGUACCGAAUAGUAAAGCUUUGUGAAUUAUCUUGUUUGCACAUUAGCUUUUAGAUGUGUGGGUUGCAAAAAGGGCUUUUCAUAAAUCAUAGGAUUUCAGUCUACUUAACCUGACCGUUCAAAACCUGACAUUAAAAAAAUGUACGAGGACUCCCAGGGCGACUUGAUUUUAAUCUGCACUUUAUGACAGCGGAGUUUAAGAUUUGAUAUGGCAUUAAUCAAGUACAUGUCUUAAUAACCAGUUUGACAAUAAACCCAUGUUGCACUUG